AUGUUCAUGGGAGGAGGCCCUGACCCUGACACCAUCUCACUGGCCUCAGUCACAGCUGUCACCACCAAUGUGUCUAAUAAGAGAUCAAAGCCAGACAUCAAGAUGGAGCCCAGUUCUGGAAGACCAGUAGAUUACCAAGUGAGUGUGACAGUGAUUGAAGCCAGACAGCUGAUUGGACUCAACAUGGAUCCAAUGGUCUGCGUCGAGAUCGGAGAAGAUAAAAAGUACACCUCAAUGAAGGAAUCAACCAACUGCCCGUACUACAACGAAUAUUUCGUGUUCGACUUCCACGUCCCUCCAGAUGUUAUGUUUGACAAAAUCCUGAAAUUGUCUGUUAUCCACUCCAAAAAUCUUCUGCGUAGUGGAACCCUGGUUGGAACUUUCAAACUGGAUGUUGGCACCAUCUACUCCCAGCCAGAACAUCAGUUUUACCACAAAUGGGCCCUGUUGUCCGACCCAGAAGACAUCACAGCCGGAUGUAAAGGCUACAUUAAGUGUGAUGUUGCAGUUGUGGCUAAAGGAGACACUAUAAAAACUCCACACAAGGCCAAUGAAUCUGACGAAGACGACAUCGAGGGCAAUCUGCUAUUACCAGAGGGAGUCCCUGCAGAGCGACAGUGGGCUCGUUAUUACCUGAAGAUCUACAGAGCUGAAGGACUCCCCAGAAUGAACACCAGCAUCAUGGCUAAUGUAAAAAAGGCCUUCAUAGGGGAAAAUAAGGACCUGGUGGAUCCUUAUGUCCAAGUACUGUUUGCUGGGCAGAAGGGGAAAACAUCAGUUCAGAAGAGCUGCUACGAGCCCAUUUGGAACGAGCAGGUUGUCUUCACGGAGAUGUUUCCGCCGCUCUGCAGACGCAUGAAGAUCCAGAUCCGCGACUCGGACAAAGUGAAUGAUGUCGCUAUAGGAACACACUUUUUAGACCUGCGGAAGAUUUCCAAUGAUGGAGAUAAAGGCUUCCUUCCCACGCUGGGACCUGCCUGGGUGAACAUGUACGGCUCCACUCGUACCUACACCUUGAUGGACGAGUACCAGGAGCUCAACGAAGGCCUCGGCGAAGGGGUGUCCUUCAGGGCCCGCCUGCUCAUCAGCCUGGGUGUGGAGAUCCUGGACCCCUCUUCACCUGAAAUAACCAGCUCCACGGAGGUGCAGCUGGAGGGAGUGCCCAACAUCUCAGAGACCGCCACAGGGAAGGUCGAGGAGUUUUUCCUCUUCGGGUCUUUCCUGGAGGCCACGAUGGUCGACAGAAAGAUUGGUGACAAGCCCAUCAACUUUGAGGUCACCAUAGGUUACUAUGGAAACGAGAUCGAUGGAAUUAUCAAACCAAAGACGAAGGGGAAGAAAGGCGACGGCGAUGAGGAGGAAACUGAGCUGAUCCACAACGACAGCGACGAGGAGGUGGACGAUGACGGAGAUCUGGCUUCAGUGGCGACAACUCCGCCCAUGAAACCUGUCAUCACCGACCGAAACUACUUCCAUCUGCCGUAUUUUGAGAGGAAGCCGUGUAUUUACAUCAAGAGUUGGUGGCAGGAUCAGAGGAGGAGGCUGUACAACGCCAACAUUAUAGACAACAUUGCUGACAAGCUGGAGGAUGGACUGAAUGAUGUGCAAGAGAUCAUCAAGACAGAGAAGGCCUAUCCUGAGCGCCGGCUCAGAGGAGUCCUGGAGGAGCUCAGCCAAGGAUGCAGUCAGUUUCUUUCGCUGGCAAACCAGGACCAGAAUCAGUCGGGCAGAACCAAGCUGGACAGGGAGAGACUGAAGCUGUGCAUGGCAGAAGUGGAGAGCAUAGGUCAGCAAGCUAAGGCCAUGAGGUCACAGGUGAAAAAGAGCACAGUGAGAGACAAAAUCAAGCUGGCUCAGAACUUCCUCACCAGGCUGCGCUUCCUGGCUGACGAACCUCAACACAGCGUUCCUGAUGUUUACAUUUGGAUGAUAAGUAACGGGAAGCGCAUUGCUUACGCACGUGUCCCUUCCAAAGACAUCCUUUACUCCAGCAUAGAUGAGGAGAGAGGAAAGGACUGCGGCAAAGUCAAAACUAUCUUUCUCAGGAUUCCCGGUAAGAAAGGCUUCGGGCCUGCCGGCUGGACGGUUCAGUCCAAGAUUGAGAUUUAUCUGUGGCUCGGUCUGAACAAGCAGCGCAAGGACUACCUGAGCGGCCUGCCCAAUGGAUUCGAGGAAAACAAGUUGUCGAGAGGACCUGGACUGCCGUGUUCACCUCCCAUCAGCCUCACAUACAUGAUGAAGCAGAUCUUCCAGCUGAGGGUCCACAUGUAUCAGGCCCGAAGCCUGUUUGCAGCUGACAGCACAGGUCUGUCUGACCCCUUUGCAAGAGUCUUCUUCUCAACACAAAGCCAAGUCACUGAGGUGCUGGCUGAGACUCUCUGUCCUACAUGGGACCAGCUGCUGGUUUUCGAGAACGUGGAGCUGUUUGGAGAAGCCAGCGAACUGAGAGAUGACCCCCCUAUUAUCGUCCUUGAAAUCUAUGAUCAGGACACAGUGGGCAAAGCUGACUUCAUGGGCAGAACCUUUGCUAAGCCCAUAGUCAAGAUGGCGGACGAACACUACGGUCCGCCACGUUUCCCCCCCCAGCUGGAGUACUAUCAGAUCUACCGAGGGAACUGCACCGCUGGGGAGAUGCUGGCAGCCUUUGAACUGCUGCAGAUUGGUCCCAAUGGAAAAGCUGACCUUCCUCCCAUCGAUGGUCCAACAGACAUGGACCGCGGACCCAUCCUGCCUGUGCCCCUGGGGAUCAGACCAGUGCUCAGCAAGUACAGGAUUGAGGUGUUGUUCUGGGGCUUGAGGGACCUGAAGAGGGUGAACCUCGCUCAGGUGGAUCGGCCUCGAGUGGACAUCGAGUGCGCCGGAAAGGGAGUCCAGUCUGCCCUGAUCCCCAACUACAGGAAAAACCCCAACUUCAGCGCUCUUGUCAAGUGGUUUGAAGUGGAUUUGCCCGAGAAUGAGCUGCUUCACCCACCGCUCAACAUUCGAGUUGUGGACUGCAGAGCUUUUGGCCGCUACACUCUGGUUGGCUCUAACGCUGUCACCAGCCUGCGGAAGUUCAUCUACAGGGGAGCAGACAAGCAGGCCAACAACUAUUCCACCACAGAGGAAAUUGUUGUUGUCAGCCUGGAAACCGAGCCUUCUUUUAAGAAGAUGGAAACUGUGGUCAAACUGGACUGUGGCUCUGAUGCUGUGGUCAAAGUUGAGGAUGAUGACAAGGACGGAAAGGGGAAAAAGAAGAAGAGAAAGAAGGGAGACGAGAUGGAAGAGGAGGAACUUGACGAGAGCAUGCUGGACUGGUGGUCCAAAUAUUUUGCCUCCAUCGAGACUUUGACAGAAGCACUCAAGGCUCAAGAGGCAGCCCUGUCAGAUUCAGAGGACAAAGAGGAAAUGGACAUUGCAGAUGGUGGAGAUAUCAAACCUGAUGAAUCUCCUGUGAAAGGCUCCAAGAAAGGAAAAGGAAAGAAGAAGAGGCCGGCGGUCGACCCGUUUGAGAGGAAGAAGCCGAAGCUGGAUGAGCUGAAGGUGUAUCCCAAAGAACUGGAAGCUGAAUUUGACAACUUUGAGGACUGGCUGCACAGUUUUAACCUCUUCAGGGGGAAGGGUGGUGAUGAUGAUGACCAAAAUGUGACAGAUGAGGACAGGAUUGUUGGAAAAUUCAAAGGUUCGUUGUGCAUGUACAAAGUGUCGGACGAUAUGCCCAGAGACAUGAGCUUCGACUCCAACAUGGGAAUGUUUCAGAACAUCCCUCACAACGAUCCCAUUAACAUCCUCGUCCGCAUCUACGUCAUCCGGGCAACUGACCUGCACCCAGCAGACAUAAACGGGAAAGCCGACCCCUACAUUGCUAUCAGACUGGGAAAAACAGAGAUCAAAGACAAAGAGAACUACAUCUCUAAACAGCUGAACCCUUUGUUUGGGAAAUCUUUCGAUGUGGAGGCCACGUUCCCGAUGGAUUCCACACUAACGGUGUCAAUUUAUGACUGGGACCUGGUGGGAACCGAUGAUCUGAUUGGAGAAACCAAACUUGAUCUGGAGAAUCGCUUCUACAGCAAACACAGAGCCACAUGUGGUGUCACGCGUAACUACGCCAUCCAUGGUUACAAUGUGUGGCGAGACCCGAUGAAGCCCACACAAAUCUUGGCUAAGCUGUGCAAGGACGGCAAACUGGACGGGCCUCACUACGGCCCUGGAGGAAGAGUGAAGGUGGAGAAUCGUGUUUUCAUGGCACCGACCGAGAUAGAGGAUGAAAAUGGUUUGAAGAAGCAGACUGAUGAACACCUCGCUCUCACUGUGCUGAACCAUUGGGAGGAAAUCCCUCGAGUCGGCUGCAAACUCAUCCCCGAACACGUGGAGACCAGACCACUGCUGCACCCUGACAAACCAGGAAUUGAACAGGGAAGAAUUGAGAUGUGGGUGGAUAUGUUCCCAAAGGAUAUGACUGCGCCCGGCCCGGCACUUGACAUUUCACCAAGGAAACCAAAGAAGUUUGAACUGAGGGUGAUCGUCUGGAACACAGAUGAAGUGGUUCUGGAGGACGACGAUAUCUUCACUGGCGAGAAAUCAAGUGACAUUUUUGUUCGCGGCUGGUUGAAAGGGCAGCAGGAGGACAAACAGGACACCGACGUCCACUAUCACUCCAUCACCGGAGAGGGCAACUUCAACUGGCGUUUCGUCUACCCCUUUGACUACCUCAUGGCUGAGGAGAAGAUUGUCAUCUCAAAAAAAGAGUCCAUGUUCGCCUGGGAUGAGACCGAGUACAAGAUCCCAGCUCGACUCAACCUGCAAGUGUGGGACGCUGAUCAUUUCUCGGCAGAUGAUUUCCUGGGUGCGAUUGAGCUCGACCUGAACCGUUUCCCGCGUGGUGCAAAGACCCCCAAGCAGUGUACCAUCGAGAUGGUGACAAACGAAACAGAGAUGCCCAUGGUGUCCAUCUUCAAACAGAAGAGGAUCAAAGGCUGGUGGCCGUUUGUGGCCAGAAAUGAAGAAGAUGAGUUUGAGCUCACGGGAAAAGUGGAAGCAGAGCUGCACCUCCUGACAGGAGAGGAGGCUGAGAAAAGCCCAGUUGGUGAAGGACGCAACGAACCAGAGCCGCUGGAGAAACCCAACCGUCCAGACACCAGCCUUCUGUGGUUCCUCACUCCCUUCAAAGCCAUAAAACAUUUGAUCUGCACCCAGUACAAGUGGCUGGCCAUCAAGAUUGUCACAGCUCUCCUGCUGCUGGCUAUGCUGGCUCUUUUCCUCUACAGCAUGCCUGGUUACAUGGUCAAGAAAAUGAUGGGAGCUGCGAAACACCUGAUAUGCGACCAGUACAGGUGGCUGACCAUCAAGAUCGUCACCGCUCUCCUGCUGCUGGCCAUCGUGGCUCUUUUCCUCUACAACAUGCCUGGAUACAUGGUCAAGAAGAUAAUUGAGGAGGCGUGUCGGGACAGACAGCCCAACAAUGUCCAGAGCCUUCAGCAUCUCAGGGCGAUCUUGUCUACAUGCAGUGCCCUGCGCCUGCAGUUUCUUGACUACCUCUGUGGCUUCUGCCAUGGACCUGGCCGUCCAGAUAUCGCCCUCCUCUGGUUCCUCAUCCCCUUCAAGGCUGCGAAACACCUCAUGUGCGACCAGUACAGGUGGCUGACCAUCAAGAUCGUCACCGCUCUUCUGCUGCUGGCCAUCGUGGGUCUUUUCGUCUACAACAUGCCUGGAUACAUGGUCAAGAAGAUGAUGGGGUACAGGUGGCUGACCAUCAAGAUUCUCACCGUUCUCCUGCUGCUGGCCAUCGUGGCUCUUUUCCUCUACAACAUGCCUGGAUACAUGGUCAAGAAGAUCCGUCCAGAUAUCGCCCUCCUCUGGUUCCUCAUCCCCUUCAAGGCUGCGAAACACCUCAUGUGCGACCAGUACAGGUGGCUGACCAUCAAGAUCGUCACCGCUCUCCUGCUGCUGGCCAUCGUGGCUCUUUUCGUCUACAACAUGCCUGGAUACAUGGUCAAGAAGAUGAUGGGGGUUUGA
Stegastes partitus (bicolor damselfish) is the source of this 5994-nucleotide messenger RNA. Its product is annotated as otoferlin-like. The coding region runs from base 1 to 5994 and encodes 1997 amino acids. Gene Ontology annotation, cellular component: synaptic vesicle membrane; presynaptic active zone membrane. Gene Ontology annotation, biological process: plasma membrane organization; synaptic vesicle priming. The transcript is spliced from 45 exons. The record is from RefSeq and is a predicted model, not a curated record. Gene Ontology annotation, molecular function: AP-2 adaptor complex binding; calcium ion binding. NCBI's taxonomy places the organism in Eukaryota, Metazoa, Chordata, Actinopteri, Pomacentridae.